Molecule: messenger RNA, 1434 nt
Organism: Ordospora colligata OC4
Lineage: Eukaryota; Fungi; Microsporidia; Ordosporidae
Product: subunit B of V-type ATP synthase
Exons: 1
Coding region: 1-1434 (477 amino acids)
Biological process (GO): proton transmembrane transport; ATP metabolic process
Cellular component (GO): proton-transporting V-type ATPase, V1 domain
Molecular function (GO): proton-transporting ATPase activity, rotational mechanism; ATP binding
Source: RefSeq, a predicted model, not a curated record
AUGUUUGGCAACAUGAAGAUAGAGCCAAAGAUGAGCUAUCGAAAGAUUGUUGGGGUCAAUGGUCCGCUUGUAAUUCUGGAUAACAUAAAGUUCUUGAAGUAUGCAGAGAUCGUAAGUCUUACACUUCCUGAUGGUAGUGUACGUCAAGGACAGGUUCUUGAAGUAUGUGGGAAAAAGGCUGUUGUCCAGGUGUUUGAGGGAACAGCUGGAAUUGAUGUGAAGGAGACACAGGUUACAUUUACUGGAGAAACAUUGAAGAUGGCGAUUUCUGAGGAUGUGUUAGGACGAGUGUUUAAUGGAAGCGGAAAGGUGAUUGACGGAGGGCCUAGCAUUAUAGCAGAGGAUUAUCUUGACAUCCAGGGACAGCCUCUGAAUCCACAUGCAAGGACGUAUCCUGAGGAAAUGAUUGAAACAGGGGUUUCAUCGAUCGAUGUGAUGAAUUCUAUUGCAAGAGGGCAAAAGAUCCCGAUAUUCAGUGCUUCAGGGCUUCCACACAAUGAAAUAGCAGCGCAGAUCUGCAGACAGGCCGGACUUGUGAAGAAGAAGGAUGCACUUGAUGGAAGCAAAGAGAACUUUGCGAUUGUGUUUGCAGCAAUGGGAGCAAAUGUGGAGACAGCAAACUUUUUCAAAAACAGCUUUGAGGCAUCUGGGUCGAUUGGAAGGACCGCAUUGUUCCUAAACCUUGCGAAUGAUCCAACAAUAGAAAGGAUAAUAACACCCAGACUUGCACUUACAGCUGCUGAGUAUCUUGCGUAUGAGACGGAAAGACAUGUGCUUGUGAUUAUGACAGAUAUGAGUUCGUAUGCAGAUGCAUUGAGAGAAGUGAGUGCAGCAAGAGAAGAGGUUCCAGGACGAAGAGGAUACCCGGGAUACAUGUAUACUGACUUGAGUACGAUAUAUGAGCGGGCAGGAAGACUAGAAGGAAGGAAUGGAUCUAUAACACAAAUUCCAAUACUGACAAUGCCUAAUGAUGACAUUACACAUCCGAUUCCUGAUCUUACAGGAUACAUAACGGAAGGACAGAUUUAUGUUGAUAGACAGAUGCACAACAGACAGAUAUAUCCGCCGAUCAAUGUGCUUCCAUCACUUUCUAGGCUUAUGAAGAGUGCGAUUGGAGAGGGAAUGACACGUAAGGAUCAUGGAGAUGUGUCUAACCAGCUGUAUGCAAAGUAUGCGAUUGGAAGAGAUGCGCAGGCAAUGAAGGCCGUAGUUGGUGAAGAAUCGCUUUCUACCGAAGAUAAAGUCUCGAUUGAAUUUCUUGAGCGGUUUGAGAAGGAGUUUAUCAGUCAAGGACACAAUGAGAGCAGAACUAUAGGAGAGUCACUUGACAUUGCAUGGAGUUUGUUGAGGACGUUUCCAAGGGAGAUGCUUAAUAGGAUUCCUGGAGAAAUACUAGACGAGUAUCAUUCCAGUAUAUCCAGGGAGGUUGAUUGA